AUGGCCUCAUCGUCUUUUGUAGGGCUGAAAGACAUGAAGAACCGCCUGCGCCAGAACUUUCGGGGGGGGGGGCAGGGGUGCCGUCCUUCCCUGCUCCUCUUUGGCUCCUUAACACGCGCGCACAUCCCACUCUCUGGCCGGAACCCUCAGCUGCAGGAAGCCCUAGGUGUUCGUCCGCACUUGCUAGUGCUGAACAAGAUGGACCUCGCAGACCUAACUCACAAGUCGCGGAUUCUGGAAUGUUUGGAGCAGCAAGGUCUCAGACACGUCCUUUUCACAGAUUGCCUCAAAGAUGAAAAUAUUAAGAAGAUUGUGCCCCUUGUCACAGAGUUGGUCAGCAACAGCCAGCGCUAUCAGAGGGCUGAGAAUAUCGAAACUUGCAUGAUGGUCAUUGGUGUGCCAAAUGUGGGGAAAUCCUCGGUCAUCAAUUCAUUGAGAAGGCUGCACCUCAGAAAAGGGAAAGCCUCGAGUGUUGGUGCGGAACCAGGUAUUACCAGAGCCGUCCUUACCCAAAUCCAGGUGUGUGACCGUCCCAUCAUGUUCCUCCUGGAUACCCCCGGGGUGUUGUCUCCCCGAAUUGAGUCUGUGGAGAUUGGCUUGAAGCUCGCUCUGUGUGGGGCGAUCCGGGAUCACCUGGUAGGCGAGGAGGUCAUUGCCGAUUACCUGCUUUACAUGCUGAACCGUCAGCAGCAGUUCAGCUAUGUGGAACGCUACAAGCUGGCUGGUCCUUGUGAUGAUGUAGAGACCGUACUCAAGGGCAUUGCACUGCACCUGGGCAAGACCCGUCGAAUCAAAGUGUUAACGGGCACAGGAGACGUGACCGUGACGGCCCCCAACUACAACGCAGCGACAGUCGACUUCAUCCAAGCUUUCCGCAAGGGGCUUCUGGGGAAGGUGAUGCUCGACUGAGCGCACUCUUGG
This is a messenger RNA of Euleptes europaea (tarantolino), 921 nucleotides long. It is a transcript of the gene MTG1, whose product is annotated as mitochondrial ribosome associated GTPase 1. Bases 1 to 909 code for a protein of 302 amino acids. NCBI's taxonomy places the organism in Eukaryota, Metazoa, Chordata, Lepidosauria, Squamata, Sphaerodactylidae. The transcript has 10 exons. Gene Ontology annotation, molecular function: GTPase activity; GTP binding. Gene Ontology annotation, cellular component: mitochondrion. The record is from RefSeq and is a predicted model, not a curated record.